Lactuca sativa (garden lettuce) is the source of this 517-nucleotide messenger RNA. The record is from RefSeq and is a predicted model, not a curated record. Lineage: Eukaryota; Viridiplantae; Streptophyta; Magnoliopsida; Asterales; Asteraceae.
GCUACCCACGUGCCUUGCACGCAGGGGCAUUUUCGUCUUUUUAGGGUUUGUGUCCAUAUUUAAUGCCGUUACACCUUAAAUCUUAUAAAGAACACUGCAACCCUCUUUUCCUCUGUAUCCUCUCGUUCGUCUCUUCCCCUCGUUCGUCUCUUCCCCUCGUUCGAUCGAUUUCUUCCAAAUACAUAACAAUGAUCGAUAUUAAAUGCAAUUGUGGAGCCACUACAGUGAUUCGCACAUCUUAUAGCAAAAGAAACCCUGGGAAACUCUAUUAUGCUUGUACAGUAAAGGGACCAUUAUGCAAGUUCAUAGGAUGGGUGAAUGAUUAUGAUCAGGACUGUGAUUGUAUGGCGUUUAGGAUGAAACUUGAAGAACAAAAUCGCAAAUUGAAGCUUUACCUAGUUAUUAGCUGGGUUUUUUUUGUUUCAGUCCUUAUAUAUAAAGUGUAGGUUAAGUAAUGAAGUUGUUAGUAUUUUGGUAUGUGUAUAUUGUAAUGGAGACUCUUUGUAAUGUUAUUUGU